AAUGCGUGCGAGAGAGUGAACUAGAUAAAUGCUGCGCAUCGCUAUUUUCUUGGUAGAGCAUUGACGUUGGACCCGCGAUGCACCUCUUUCCUUCAAAGAGCUUGUUGAACAGACCCUUCUCUUUGCACAAAAAAACACGGGCCCAGUCAGAAGCCCUAGCUCUCAGUACGCACGUAUAGAAAAGUAUGAAAAAAAAACGAAAGACACGCAAUUUUUUGAAAUUCUAGUAUGGGACAUACACCUCUCUAAAGGCCUGAUUCUCGUGAAACCAAUAGAUUGGGUGGUCUGACCAAGGCGAAGCCCACGGUGAUCUUUCAUAGAACGCGAACAACGGCUUUCAUGAGGAAAUCUCUCACCCUGGUGAAUUAUAGGCCUUUUGACCUCGAUUCGGGCGAAGACCGUUUGAAAAAAAACUAUGAACGGCGGUCUCCCGACUACCCCACACAACAACAGCCUAUGGCUCUUCCUCAGCCGCCACCGGAUCCACCAUCAGAGCCACAAGAAAAAGAGAAUUCCUCCAACCUAGACAAAGUCGAUCUCUCGGACACUUCUGAUGCUCCGAGUCACUGUUCCACCGACUUCCCUUCGUCCACUCCCUCCAGCUGCAAAAAAAACUUUUGGCAUCAUAUCCCCCCACCUUCUGAGCCCCCUCGAGCCGCACAGGUUGAUCAGAUCCUCAAGCUUUUAGAGUGGACCAAAAAAAACCAGAAGAGCAUCAACAGCUAUCUGCGCGACACCAAAGAGUUUUAUAAUCCUUACUUGCUCACAGGGAUGAUAAAAUUGUGUAACAUCAACGAGUUUGGCACCAACUAUCCCAAGCACCUGUGCAAUCCUGAUCAACUCUUGGAGUGCGACUACUAUGAGAAUAUCGUAAAAAUGCAAGAGGAACGAGAGAGGAUGAGAGCGUCGAAUCAGAAGCCGGGAAGAAGGUCAGCGAUUGACUUUGUACGGGAAAUGCAGACUAAAAAAUCAUCUGCUCUGUUAAAUUCAAUGGCCAAUGCAGCUUCUUCGUCUAUAGGCUCACAUUCUGCUCCAAAUUGGAGUAGUCCGAAAUCUUACCAGCCACAUGAUCCAUUGCCGAAGAAAAAGAGAUGAGUCCUUUCUUCAGAAAGGAACCCCAACUUCACUGAGCGGUUUUUUUGUAGUAUGGGGCACACAUCUUUAUAAAAUGUAUAAAACGAAGACGA
Molecule: messenger RNA, 1187 nt
Organism: Schistocerca gregaria
Lineage: Eukaryota; Metazoa; Arthropoda; Insecta; Orthoptera; Acrididae
Product: SAP30-binding protein-like
Exons: 3
Coding region: 340-1095 (251 amino acids)
Biological process (GO): regulation of DNA-templated transcription
Cellular component (GO): nucleus
Source: RefSeq, a predicted model, not a curated record